UUUCAGCUCCAAUUCAAUUUAGUCAGAAUAUGCCGUUAACUUUACUUUGUUUCAUAUUCGCGCUUUUGGUGGUUGCGCAGGCGGAUAUGACCCCACUGCAAUUAAUGGAUGCCUGCAACAAGGAGAGUGGCAUCACUAAAGAGGAGUUACAGCAAUACUUUGACAGUCAAAUGGAUCCUGCUAAGGCCACCAAUGCCAUUAAGUGUCACAUGAAGUGUGUUAGCGAAAAAUUAGGUUUUUAUAAAAAUAAUAUGCUCGACGACACGUUGACAAUUAAAUACCUGAACGAAAAUAAUAUGGCACCGAAAGCGAGUGUGAACAAUGUAAAGCAGAGCAUACAGAAAUGCAAUCAAAUGAAAGGUGCCAAUACCUGCGAUACAGCCUACCAAAUUAUGACAUGUUUUAAGUCGCAGCCUAUUUUUACCUGAGAGCUGUAAGAGAGUUGGAAUCUUUUCUUGAAAUAAAUAAGCUAAAUUAUUGCACAAGCUUUAGAAUUACCAUAAGAUCAAUCUAUAUUAAGAAGUUAUUAUAAGAUUAAGUUAAGACAAGAACAGAAACAGAAAACUUUUCAGUUUUCAAAAAUUUACCUUAAAUAUUGAUACCAGUAUAUAAUAUAACAUAUUUCAAUAUUUAUGACAAACUAACUCUGAAUUAUAACAACAAAGUGUAAAUAAUAACAAAUUUCAAAGUAUAGAUUU
Bactrocera dorsalis (oriental fruit fly) is the source of this 698-nucleotide messenger RNA. Its product is annotated as general odorant-binding protein 56h. Gene Ontology annotation, biological process: sensory perception of smell. The record is from RefSeq and is a predicted model, not a curated record. The transcript is spliced from 2 exons. Bases 30 to 428 code for a protein of 132 amino acids. Gene Ontology annotation, molecular function: odorant binding. Lineage: Eukaryota; Metazoa; Arthropoda; Insecta; Diptera; Tephritidae.